UCCUCUAACUUUCCAGCAUCCUCAAAACACUGGAGCCCAGAGCUGUGAUAAAAUCCACAACCCUUGAAUCAAAUAGGUCUUAGUAAACUCAGUGCCUGCAAAGUCCACCUCCACUUUUUGGGUUGUAGAACAUGACUUCCGAAGUAAUUGCCCAAAGAUUUGCUUACCUUUGUUUUCCUUUUUGAAUGUAGAUAUAAGACAUCAUGUUUUUCCUUAAAACUUCUCAAAAUUGACUUCCCAAUUUAAAAUGGUAUCUUUGAAUUCCAGAUGACUUUGUAAACCUGAGAAAUGAAUUUUAACACAACUCAGUGACUGGAUUGUCACCUUUCUUCCCAGUCCUCAAUUGCCUUUGGUUGACAAUAAGGAUAUUAUUAAUAAUACCCUACACCUCACUCCAAGUAUCUGUAAGCAUCUCGGUUCAUUAACUAAUAUCAAUACAUCAACCCUGCAAGGAAGGGAAGGGAAGAUAUAUUAUAAAGAAGGUGACUUACCCAAACAAAAAAACAGCUGAGAUCAACCAAGCCAGGAUGUCCUUAUUUUCAGGGGAAAACAUCCCAGUCAGGUGUUCAUCAGACAUUUGUCAGAUAUUCUUUCAGGGGAACUCAGCAUUUAUUAUUCAAAAGAAUGCUGUCUAUUGAAAACUAUCUCCAUUCCACAGUAAUACUUAUCAGGUGACUCAGGUGUCAGUCUCUUUGCUAGAAGAUUUAAUGGCUGACCUGAAUUAAACUUUGCAUGUUAAUUUUUUGUCUCUUAAUUUGGAGGUAAAUAGAAUGAGUCAAAUGCUGGUGCCUAGGAUCUUAGACUUGCUGCAGCCCAUUGGCUACUGAGAGUAUCAUGUGAUGACAACAUUCUUUAAAUGAAGCUGCUGGAAGCACUGUGAUGCUCACUCACAUUUCUCCAGGUUUGGUCGUGAGUGUCUCUCAGAAAGCCUUCCAUCAUGGUCGAGUCCUUUGUAGGAACCUGGAAGCUGGUCUCCAGUGAAAACUUUGAUGAUUACAUGAAAGAACUGGGAGUGAAUUCUGCAGCCCGGAACAUGGCUGCCUUAGUGAAGCCCACCGUCCGUAUUAGUGUCAAUGGGGAAGUUGUGAAGAUCCGAACAGAAAGUUCUUUAAGGAACAUUGAGAUCUCCUUCAAGCUGGGAGAAGAAUUUGAUGAAACCACUGCAGACAAUCGGAAAGUGAAGAGCAUCGUAACCUUAGACAGUGACACAAUGAUUCAUGUCCAAAAAUGGCUUGGCAAAGAAACAACAAUUAAAAGAAAAAUUGUUGAUGGAAAAAUGGUAGUGGAAUUUACCAUGAAUAAUGUUGUCAGCACUAGAACCUUCGAAAAGGAGUGAAAAAUGGGGCGUCAUCAAGGAGAACUUGUUCAUAACAGAAAACG
This is a messenger RNA of Castor canadensis (American beaver), 1380 nucleotides long. Its product is annotated as fatty acid-binding protein 9. Gene Ontology annotation, molecular function: lipid binding. NCBI's taxonomy places the organism in Eukaryota, Metazoa, Chordata, Mammalia, Rodentia, Castoridae. The record is from RefSeq and is a predicted model, not a curated record.